AUGUUGGCAAGCUCAUUGAGUUGCCUGGUCAAACGUUGCUUGCAAGAUUUUAUGUUGAACUCAGAAGUCAUUUUCAGCGGGAAGGAUAAGCCCAGGAUGUCUUCCACCUCACAAACAUCUCUGUCCUCUUCCAAUGUAGUGGAUCUUUCCUCUACGUUCAGUAAAAGGAACCAAGCAAAAUACCGCUUUCAUACAACAAACUCGUCUCACACUCAUUAUACUCCUUCUUCAAAGAAUACUACAGCAGACAAGAAGUUUGCGAUUGUUGCGGUAAUUGAAGGUCGUGGGAGCACGAAGGGUCAUAUUGGAUUAGCCAUCAUGGAUCUUCGGCAAGCUGACAUUGAAAUUAACGAAUUUAUCGACUCCUCGACAUAUUCGCGAUUGAAAAUGAAGUUGCUGAUCGCUGAGCCCGUAGAGAUUAUCAUAGCUGAGAGCUUCAACGACAAAUCGGCUAACGCAUUGAUGCUCGAGAUGAUCCACUCCUCGUUAUCAAGUGUCACCGUAACCAAUGUGCACCGAAGGUUUUUCAACCAGAUGCGUGGCGCUGAAUUGAUAUCUCAGCUUGCGAAUGCUGAAAUAUCGAAUUGCGAUGGUGUAGUUUUGCAGAAACAAUUUUGUACGCAAGCAGUUUGUGCUCUUGUCAGAUAUGUAGAACAUAUUCAGAAUAUUGUUUUUGCUGCCAACACACUGCGUUUUGUCUACCGGGAUAUUGAAAAACUUUGCAUGCUGGAUGUGGGAUCCUGGCAAAAUCUCGAAAUUGUGAACUCUUUUCCAAGAAAGGAACGUCGAUCGCUAUUGGCAGUCAUUGAUGAGACUCUAACUUCGGGCGGUGCACGAUUGCUUCGUUCCAACCUGCUGCAACCAUCGGCAGAUCGAGAAAUUAUAGAGCAGCGGCUGGAUGCAGUAGAAGAAUUAUUGGAGAACCCACACGUGAUCGAAAAACUACGCCAAGUGCUCAGCUCAUCUUAUGAUCUUGACCAUGUUUUCGAUGUCUUCAUUGAAUCUCCGACAGAGACUACCGUUCAAACCGCCAAUUUCAAUCUAACGCAGCUUUUGCGUUUGAAAAACGUCCUGAAUGUCGUUGAUCCAUUGCGACAAAUUAUAAAAAAUUUCAAGUGUGAACUCUUAAGUAAAGGAAGCGAGCUGCUCAGCGACAAACGAAUUGAUGUCAUCAGAAAGCUAUUGGAUGAUAGAUUCAGCUCCGAAAAUAUCGGAGGCACCAAAAAGAAUUCACUGAUUCAACAGCAUAGGAAGUGCUACGCUAUAAAGGAAGGAGUGUCUGUCAAUCUAGAUGUCGCCAGAAGAGCUUAUGAAGAAUUGGUUAGAGACGUCCAGAAACAAGAAAGUGAACUGACCACACAUCUUCCUGGACAAGACACUCGCUUGGCUUUCUCGAAGGCACGAGGAUUCCAUUAUGUAUGGGUAUGCAGUGAUGCAGGAACAGUUGAAAUACCAUCGGUGUUCAUCAAUGUUAUGCGGAAUCGCUCUUCUGUAACGUUUACGUCGAGGAAUUUACUGCGUUACAAUGAUAGAUUGGAGCAGUCAAUCUCCGAGGUCAUGAUUGCUACAAAUAUCGUCGUUGAGGAAGUUAUUAAAGAGAUCCGACCUUCCAUUGCCGUUCUUUAUCAUGCUAUGGACUGCCUUGCAACUACAGAUUUCCUUUGCAGCCUCGCUGUUUAUGCUUUCAAUAGAGAAUCAGUUCGACCGAAGUUUGGAGAGAGCAUCAUUCUCAGCGGAAGCAGACAUCCAUUAUUGGAUUACUCGAUGGGUGACCAAGUUGUUCCCAAUGAUGCGUAUCUCUCUCCAGAUUCGAGAGUCAUCAUUAUAACCGGACCAAACAUGACCGGUAAAACCACUUACCUCAAGCAAGUGUCCCAGCUAUGCAUACUAGCUCAAUGCGGCUCAUUCGUGCCUGCAAAAGUUGCAGUUCUUCCAGUAUUUCUCCGCAUAUUCUCAAGAGUUGGUCACAACGAUAAUUUGCUCAAGAAUCGUUCUGCUUUUGCCUUAGAAAUGGAGGAGAUUGCUCUGAUAUUGCAGUACUCAAACAAUCGUACAUUGCUAGUGAUUGACGAGUUAGCCAGAAGUACGUCAAUAGAGGAAGGCAUCAGCAUAUCUUAUGCAAUCAUUGAGAAGCUUAUAACCCUCGGGGCGUUCACUAUUUUCGCUACACAUUUUCUCGAUCUCGCUUGUAUGGAUACCAAAUAUUCACAAGUGGAGAAUUUCCACUUUCCUCCUCAAGUCACAUAUGUCGAUGGACAGGAGCAGUUGCGUCCGAUUCACAAAAUUCGGAAGGGUCCUUAUAAUGGUCCAUUAUACGGUCAGUCUGAAAACUUUGUUGGAUUAACAAUGGAUUCCAAUGCAUCACUUCGUAGGGCGCUUCUGAAAACUGCCCAAAAUUUGCGUCAAGUAGUCGCUUCCAGACAUCUGGCUGAAGAUGUUUCUGACAGACUCAAUCUCGAAGAGCUGACAAUGCUAUCGGAGUAG
Cylicocyclus nassatus is the source of this 2484-nucleotide messenger RNA. Lineage: Eukaryota; Metazoa; Nematoda; Chromadorea; Rhabditida; Strongylidae. The record is from the annotation of a GenBank genome assembly.